CCGAGCCUGUUGUAGUUGUAUGGUAGGAUUUUGGUUUGGUACUUUUUGCUAGUACAUCUCUUCAAAUGGCCCUGCUGUAUUGCUGCCUGAAUAGCCUGAUGCUCCAUGAUUGUUAUGCACGGUGGAAAGCUGCAGCUGGUAGAUGGGCUGAGACACUACUAGUUGCGUACGAGACACUGGGAGUAGUGUUUGGGGGACUUGUGACAUCGCCACUCUAUGUUUACUCUUUUAUACCACUCAAAUCUCCCACUGUAGAUGACUACUUGGGCAUCUACAGCAUCAUGUUUUGGACCCUUACUCUCAUUGGAGUCGUCAAAUAUGCCACCAUUGCUCUUAGAGCGGAUGAUGAUGGUGAAGGUGGAACUUUCUCCCUAUAUUCAUUACUUUGCAGGAGUAUGAAUAUCACUGAAACUCUUUCCUCGAGACCUUCAAAUCCAAAGUCAUCAAGUCUUCCACGCUCUAUCUAUGAUGACACUCAAAAUCAGACUAGCAUGGUAAAAGUUUUCAAGGAAAGUAUAGUUGCCAGAAGGUUAUUGCUUUUUAUUGCUAUGUUGGGCAUGUGCAUGCUUAUUGGAGAUGGUAUUCUCACUCCUGCAAUAUCUGUUUGGUCUGCAAUAGAUGGAAUAAGAGCACCUUUUCCAUCUGUUAGUUCUUCUGUGGUGAAAGUGCUUUCUACAGCUGUGCUUGUCAUUCUUUUCAUGGUACAGAAAUUUGGUACAUCUCGAGUGAGCUUCAUGUUUUCCCCGAUUAUGGGUGCAUGGAGUUUGAGUAUCAUGCUUGUUGGAAUAUAUAGCAUCAUUCGACACUACCCGAGCAUAUUUAAGGCUGUAUUACCGCAUUAUAUCUUCCGCUUCUUUUGGAGAAACGGCAAGGAAGGCUGGCUGACGCUUGGUGGCACCGUCCUUUGCAUAACAGGCUCGGAGGCAUUGUUUGCUGAUCUUGGUCAUUUCAACCGAAGCACUAUUCAGAUAGCUUUCUUGUUUGCAAUCUACCCUUGUCUAGUAGUGACAUAUGCGGGGCAGACAGCAUACCUAAUCAAUAAUCAAAAUGAUCAUAAUGCUGAGUUUUAUAACUUCAUACCAAGUGUAAUCUACUGGCCCAUGUUUGUUGUAUCCACAUUGGCUGCCAUUGUUGCCAGCCAGUCUUUGAUUUCAGCCGCGUUUUCUGUAAUCAAGCAAGCUGUACAACUUGAUUAUUUCCCUCGAGUGAAGGUUGUGCGCACAUCCCUGAGCAAAGAAGGAGAGGUUUACUCCCCUGAAGUCAACUACAUUCUCAUGAUUCUCUCUGUUGCUGUCAUACUUAUAUUUGGAGAUGGAAAAGACAUGGGGAACGCAUAUGGUGUUGUUGUCAGUUUGGUCAUGCUCAUCACCACAAUAUUACUGACACUGGUAAUGAUCAUAAUAUGGAGAACACCACCAGUGCUGGUGGCGCUUUACUUCUCUGUCUUCUUCGUAAUUGAAGGUGUUUAUGUGAGUGCAGUCUUCAACAAGAUCGCUGAAGGUGGAUGGAUUCCUUUUGCCAUAUCCUUUAUCCUUGCCUUCAUUAUGUUUGGUUGGUACUAUGGGAGACAGAGAAAGGUAACAUAUGAAUUGACUAAUAAAAUAACCUUGGACGGACUUGGAGUGCUACUAUCUGAUCCCAGUGUUCAAAGGGUUCCUGGAUUCUGCUUCUUUUACACUAACAUUCAAGAUGGGCUCACUCCUGUUUUUGAACACUAUGUUAAGACAAUGAAAUCCCUUCACCAGGUCACCGCGUUCACUACUCUUCGAUAUCGUUUGGUUCCUAAGGUUGCUCCUCAUGAGAGGAUUCUUUUCUGUAAAAUUGGCCAGCAGAAAGGGGUUUAUGGCUGCGUUAUUCAAUAUGGCUACGCAGAUCUCCUAAACCUUGAAGGAGAUGAUUUUGUUAGUCAUGUUACAAAUAGUUUGAGGGCACACAUACAGGACAGCUCAGCUGGCCGUUUGCCAUCUGAUCCUGCAGAGAUUCAACAAAAGUUAUCUAAUUUGGAUGCUGCACAGAUUCAACAAGAGCUAUCUAAUUUGGAUGAUCCUGCAGAGAUUCAACAAGAGUUGUCUAAUUUGGAAGAAGCAAUCAGUGCCGGAAUUGUUCAUGUUCGAGGAAAGACGAGGUUUCAUAUUGGCAAGAGUUGUGGCUGGUUUGAUAAGAUUAUGCUAGCAUUUUAUGAAGUUCUGCACAGUAAUUGUAGGUCUGCUCUUCCUGCCCUCGGGGUGCCUCUGCCUCAGUGUAUUGAGGUUGGAAUGCUUUAUGAGGCUUGAAAGGAUGACUUGAGAUGAAACAAACUAAUCCGUAAUUGUUCAAGGGAUGCACAAGUAGAAUAUUGAUGUAAGAUAUAGACUAGCUUUAUUAUGUUAAUGUAAGAUUUAGACCAAGUUAUUAUAGAUAUCACUUCGUUGAUGACUUAUUGAGGAAGUGACCCGUGACGGACCAGAAAUUUCAGUUGAGGGGGCUAAAUUUCCCUUGUA
Molecule: messenger RNA, 2480 nt
Organism: Rosa chinensis
Lineage: Eukaryota; Viridiplantae; Streptophyta; Magnoliopsida; Rosales; Rosaceae
Product: probable potassium transporter 17
Exons: 7
Coding region: 66-2273 (735 amino acids)
Biological process (GO): potassium ion transmembrane transport
Cellular component (GO): membrane
Molecular function (GO): potassium ion transmembrane transporter activity
Source: RefSeq, a predicted model, not a curated record